This is a messenger RNA of Nannospalax galili (Upper Galilee mountains blind mole rat), 1051 nucleotides long. Its product is annotated as olfactory receptor 52H1. Lineage: Eukaryota; Metazoa; Chordata; Mammalia; Rodentia; Spalacidae. Gene Ontology annotation, molecular function: olfactory receptor activity; G protein-coupled receptor activity. Gene Ontology annotation, cellular component: membrane. The record is from RefSeq and is a predicted model, not a curated record. Gene Ontology annotation, biological process: G protein-coupled receptor signaling pathway.
GGGAAGAGUAAGAGGAUUUCCUUUUCAAGAGCAUUAUUUCUCUUCAUCUUUCAGUCCCUUUCUAGGUCCUGGGGUUUGGAUUUAAGGUUUGGUGCCAUCCUGGUCUGCCAUGAUCACCUUCAAUGUGAGCAGUUACAACCCAGGGCCCUUUGUUUUGGUGGGGAUCCCAGGCCUGGAGCAGUUCCAUGUGUAGAUUGGCAUUCCCUUCUGUGUGAUCUAUACUGUAGCUGUCAGGGGAAACUGUGUCCUUCUCUACCUUGUCGCAGUGGAGCAGACCGUUCAUGAGCCCAUGUUCUUCUUUCUGCCCAUGCUGGCCGUGACUGACCUCAUCUUGUCCACAGCUACGGUGCCUAAAGCACUCAGUAUCCUUUGGCUGGGGCUGGAGAUCACAUUCCCAGGCUGCCUCACUCAGAUGUUCUUCCUCCACUAUAACCCUGUUCUGGAUUCAGCCAUUCUGAUGGCCAUGGCAUUUGACCGCUAUGUGGCCAUUGGCUCCCCUUUGCGAUAUGCCUCCAUCUUGACUCCCAAGACUAUUAUCAAGAUUGCUGCGGGCAUCUCCUUUCGAAGCUUCUGUAUCAUUUUUCCAGACAUAUUCUUAGUGGCACGCCUACCUUUUUGUAGGACACACAUCAUACCCCGUACAUAUUGUGAGCAUGUAGGUGUUGCCCGACUGGCCUGUGCUGACAUCUCCAUCAACAUCUGGUAUGGCUUUUGUGUUCCCAUCGUGACAGUCAUCUCAGAUGUGAUCCUCAUUACUAUCUCUUACACUCUCAUCCUGUGUGCUGUUUUUGGCCUUCCCUCCCGAGAUGCACGCCAGAAGACACUGGGCACCUGUGGUUCCCAUGUCUGUGCCAUCCUCAUGUUUUACACACCUUCUUUUUUCUCCAUCCUUGCUCAUUGCUUUGGACACAAUGUCCCCCUCACCUUCCAUAUCGUGUUUGCUAAUCUCUACAUUGUUGUACCCCCUGCAAUGAACCCCAUUGUUUAUGGAGUGAAAACCAAGCAGAUCAGAGAGAAAGUCAUACUUUUGUUUUCCCCCAAAAGCUGCUGA